AACGUACAAAAAUUAAAUGAUUAUUAUUCGUAUAGCCGUAAACAUGAAGUUCUUAUUUGGAAUCGUUAUUUUGGUCCUAGCCAUUGUAGCCUCAUAUGCAGAGAUACACUCCAGUGAGGAUCUCACUGCGUUUAAUUACCAUACGAGGAUUGGUAUACCAGAAGCCACUAGAAGAAGGAAGCUCGAAGAGGAAGCAGCCAAAGCUGGUCAGGAUGUCCAAAGAAUCGUUGGCGGAACAGUUACUGAUAUUUCUGCAGUGCCAUAUCAGGUAAUCAUUAUUAUGCAAUAAAUUAUAUGAAAAAAAUGGAUAAUACUAGUCGCACUUGACCGGUUUAUUGUUAUUUUCUAAUAAUUUACAUAUAUAUAUAAGAUAGUUUACGUAUUAUUAUUGCCAUUUUUUUACUUUUAGGCUGGCAUCAUCAUCCACAUCAUAGACAGGACCUCAAUGUGUGGCGGCUCCCUGAUAUCUCCUACUCGUAUCGUUACUGCUGCUCACUGCAAUUCCGAUUCCAGUUUCACAGCCUUGUACUUUACUAUAGUCCUUGGUUCCAGUAACUUGUUCUCAGGCGGUGUCCGCAUCCCUACCAAUGACAUAGUCGAACAUCCACAGUGGAACCCAAUUUCUAUCGAAAACGAUAUUUGCAUGGUUCGCAUACCCCCUGUUACAUAUACAAAUGUUAUCCAACCUAUUGCUUUACCGAGUGGUGCUGACUUAAAUAACAAUUUCGUCGGUCAAAUCGGUAUUGCGUCUGGUUUUGGUCGCAUCAGUGAUGGACCGAACAUUUCGACCAAUGAAAUCCUUCACUCUGUGAAUGUUCCCGUUAUUACAAAUCUUCAAUGUUUUUCCACCUUCGGACCUUUCGUAAGAGACACUAACAUCUGCACGAGUGGUGCUGGAGGUAUGAACAUAUGCACUGGUGAUUCUGGAGGACCUCUCUAUAAUAAUAUGGCGAUAUUUUCACAGAUUGGCGUCACGUCAUUUGGUGCAGGUGUCGCUUGUGGCGCUGGUUUUCCGUCUGCCUAUGCGAGGGUUACGUCAUAUAUGUCAUGGAUACUUUCCAUCUAAGCAUGAUCUCAUUUUUAUCAAAUAAAUAUUUCUU
Messenger RNA from Diatraea saccharalis (sugarcane borer), 1100 nucleotides. The record is from the annotation of a GenBank genome assembly. NCBI's taxonomy places the organism in Eukaryota, Metazoa, Arthropoda, Insecta, Lepidoptera, Crambidae.